Scylla paramamosain (green mud crab) is the source of this 1263-nucleotide messenger RNA. RefSeq lists its product as uncharacterized. Bases 131 to 820 code for a protein of 229 amino acids. The record is from RefSeq and is a predicted model, not a curated record. The transcript has 6 exons. Lineage: Eukaryota; Metazoa; Arthropoda; Malacostraca; Decapoda; Portunidae.
UGUUAUCUUGCCUCUCUACCUGUGCAUACCUGUGACAGUCAUUCCCACCUGUCAUUAACCUAUCCUCUGUAUUUUUGUCAGGUCCUCCGUCACUACCCUUCGCAAUUCUUCCCUACCCCUUGCCAACCCCAUGAAGACACUACUGACGGUGUGGGUGACGGUGGGCCUGCUGGCAGUGAGGCAAGGGGUUCAAGGUCUCCCAGGAACCUACACAACCUUUAGUGAACUGCAGGGCAAAUACAUUCCUUACACCAGUGCCGUGAAGAAAACCAGAGCAACACUGGAAGUCUGCAACGAGGAAUGUGUGAAGCAUAGCACGUGUAAUGCCUAUGCCUACUCUCGUAUGGAGGUGAUUUGCUUCCUGUAUGCCAAGGGGCGCGACCAAAACCCUGUGAAGAUUGAUGGCUACAACCUCUACGUGCGGCUGAGAGAUGAGAAAGACGGGUUCUUCAGGUUCGGCUCGCAGUACAUCACGCUGGUAAGGCAAAGAAAGACAUACAAGGAAGCAAUGGAAUACUGCGACCGGAGUUUCUUCGGUUCCUUGCCCCACGUGACUACUCCCGAGCUGAACUUCUUCCUGGAGACCAUGCUGUGUCAGUCUGUGGUGUUCUCAGCGACCAUUGGGAUAACAGACCAGAAGGAAGAAGGAAAAUGGGUCUACAGCAAUACUGACCAAGAGAUCGGCUACUCCAACUGGAACUGGAAAGGGGUCUGGAGGCUGACGGACCGCAACUGUGCCGCUAUAACAAUUGACGGGACCUGGGUGAUGUCCGACUGCUGGCAACUUGACUACUUCUUCUGCCAGGUGCCGCUGUACUGAGGUGUGAAAAGUAGAUGGGUUACUUGACGAGGUGGUGGAGUAAAUCAGUAAUGUGGAGUGUUCUGAGGAUGUGGAAGAGUUGAUGGGUUACUUGACGAGGUGGUGGAGUAAAUUAGUAAUGUGGGGUGUUCUGACGAUGUGGAAGAGUGGAGUGGUCAAGUGACAGUAACGCAUAAAUAAAAGAAAUGUGAAGUAUUCUGAGAGGGUGGGAGGGUGGAUAGGUGGUGGAGUAAGUUAAUAAUCUGAACCGUUGUAAGGAUAUGUAGAGUGGACGGGUUACCGAGUGUUGGUGGACUUAAUAAUGUGGAGCGCUAUCUUACAGUAAAACCUUUACUCUAUUUCCUAAUCGUGUUUCGUAAAGCGUGUUGCAUUGCUUUGAAUAUUCUAGCAACCAAUAAUAAUGGUAAAAUUUCUAAAUAUUUACUGUAAUAGCAAUAUGAAUA